Closterium sp. Yama58-4 is the source of this 780-nucleotide messenger RNA. Lineage: Eukaryota; Viridiplantae; Streptophyta; Zygnematophyceae; Desmidiales; Closteriaceae. The record is from the annotation of a GenBank genome assembly.
AUGCUCCCUCCAUUCCCCCCUGCAUCCCCUCCUUUCCUUCCCCUGCAUCCCCUCCUUUCACCCCCUGCAUCCCCUCCUUUCCCCCCCUGCAUCCCCUCCUUUCCUUCCCCUGCAUCCCCUCCUUUCACCCCCUGCAUCCCUCCUUUCCCCCCCCUGCAUCCCCCCUUUCCCCCCCUGCAUCCCCUCCUUUCCCCUCCUGCAUCCCCUCCUUCCGCCCCCCUGCAUCCCCUCCUUUCCCCCCCUGCAUCCCCUCCUUCCGCCCCCCUGCAUCCCCUCCUUUCCCCCCCCUGCAUCCCCUCCUUUCCCCCCCUGCAUCCCCUCCUUUCCCCCCCCUGCAUCCCCUCCUUUCCCCCCCUGCAUCCCCUCCUUUCCCCCCCUGCAUCCCCUCCUUUCCCACCCUGCAUCCCCUCCUUUCCCCCCCUGCAUCCCCUCCUUUCCCCCCCUGCAUCCCCUCCUUCCGCCCCCCUGCAUCCCCUCCUUUCCCCCCUGCAUCCCCUCCUUCCGCCCCCCUGCAUCCCCUCCUUUCCCCCCCCUGCAUCCCCUCCUUUCCCCGCCUGCAUCCCCUCCUUUCCCCCCCCUGCAUCCCUCCUUUCCCCCCCUGCAUCCCCUCCUUUCCCCCCCUGCAUCCCCUCCUUUCCCCUCCUGCAUCUCCUCCUUCCCCCCCUGCAUCCCCUCCUUUCCCCCCCUGCAUCCCCUCCUUUCCCCUCCUGCAUCUCCUCCUUUCCCCCCCUGCAUCUCCCCCCCCAUCCACCGUGCCAUUCUGCCUACUACUGCAGUUGA